Molecule: messenger RNA, 2207 nt
Organism: Astrephomene gubernaculifera
Lineage: Eukaryota; Viridiplantae; Chlorophyta; Chlorophyceae; Chlamydomonadales; Astrephomenaceae
Source: the annotation of a GenBank genome assembly
GCAGGACGAGCGCUUCAGCUAUGUCGUACUGCGUCGCGGCCCUCGGCCGGACUUCCGGGUCGCCGUGUCACGUGAGUACGGCAUGGCGGCCGCCGCAGCAGCAGCCGAGGAGCAGCCCAGCGGUGGUGCCGGCUCCUCCUCCUCAUCCUCCUCUUUUGAGGAGGACUUCACCUCCUCCGCGCCGCUGCUCCCCCGGCUGCCGCCCCGUGUGGUGUUCAGCCAGGUGCUCCUGGACAGAGCAGCUGCAGCAGCAGCAGGAACCGCAGCGACACCCGGAGCGGCAGCAACAGCAGCUGAUGCAGUAGCAGCCGUUCGAGAGCGGGGUAGUGCCUCCUCAUCUCGGACGCCGGUUGCUGCUGCCAGGGAGGACGAGGGAGCGAGAACAGUGGUGUCGCAGCCGCCGCCGCAGCAGCAGCAGUCACGCCGGCUGCCCCUCUUCUCCUCCGACCCAGUAGCCUCCCCGUCGGAGGGUGGCGAUGAGGCAGGCAGGCUUUCAUCCGCGUCUGAGUCUGCCACUGAGCACUCGCAGCACCCGCAGCAGCAAGCGCAGCGCCGCAGCAGCAGUGAGGGCGAGGCUGCUGCCGCGACGAGGGCGGAGCCGGCUGGCACCGCUGCUGGUGGUGCUGGUGUUGGUGGUGGGGUCGGCACAGGACCGGUGGUUGCCGCGUUCGCUCGCAAGUACCCGGCGUAUGGUCCGGGACUGGUUGGACGGCUGAUGGUGCUGCAGGAUGCCGGCGUCAACUGGGCAGCUCCACCAGCCGAUGACGCAGCAGAUGGCCAAGGAGCGGCGGAACUACAAUCGUCGGCUGAUCCCGACAUGCUGACCCACGAUGACCCACGGGUCGGCCGCCAUGGCCCUGCUGCGCCAGCAAAGGAGAGCUCUGCCUCCAGUGCUACACUACGCAAUCUGGGUCUGGACUCCGCCGUGGCGGAGCUGUCUCUGGCAAUGGUUGGUGGUGCUGUUCCUGAUGCAGCGGGGGCCGCCGAGAAUCGACCCAUGGGUCUGCGUGAGGGCGACGCCACGGCAACCUCCAAUGCGCCAGAUCAGGAGCUUGCGGAACCAGAGGUUUCGGGGCGGGCGGCCGCUUGGUCUCGGCUGGAUCCUGCUGACGUCGGCGAGGAGGAGUACGCGGCUGCGGAAGAGAAGCUGAUGGUGCGCAUCUACGGGGCCAAGGUGGCGGAGGCCUGGCGGGCGAGUCGCGGUGACGGCUACGGUUAUGGAGGCGAGGGCGGCGACGAGGGUGCUUACAUGGCGGCUGCGGAGGAGGGCGGUCGGAGUGAUGCCGAGGUCGGCGGCGCGGGAAGUGGGCGCUCUGCGAGGGAAGCUGACGAUGAUGAUGAUGAUGAUGAGGACGCGGAGUUGAUGGACGAGAGCGCGGUCAGUGCUUUUGAGGCACGUGUGGCUGCAGCUUCGUCGUACAGCUGGGGCCGCAUUGUACGGCAGCCGCGGCGCCGUGGUGGCCACACGCUGCUGGACCUGUGUGUGGGGCCGCAGGGGUACUACCCGGAUGAGGCGGGGGCGGGCGAGGGCGAUGGUGAGGGGGUGGCAGGCGAGCGAGGUGACAGUUCUGAGGGGCGUGCGGCGCGGGCGGGGGCAGAAGUGGCGGAGGCGGGAGACGCAGGAGAGGAGGCGGCGGACGGGCGGUUGGUGCAGCAGAUUGUCGCCAAGUCCGCUCGGCGUAGCUGGAUGGGUCGUCCCGCCUACCGCCUAGCUCGGCGGCUGGCGUGGGGCGACUGCUGGCCUGACUGGUACAUUCGCACGCACAACACUCGACAGCUGGGCGCAGCGGGCGCGGGUGCGGGACAGGCGAAGGCUGGGCACAUGGGGCGAGGGGAGGAGGGCGGGGAGGAAGCGGAGGAGGUGGAGGAUGAGGGUUCGCGUGAGGUGCAGGGAAGCCGACGAGGGAGGAAGUAAGGAGGGGGAGGUGAUGUCGUGUGUAGGGUGUGACGGUUGGUGGGCUGCUUUGCUGGCGGGUCGUUCACCUAGGCGGGCACCCUGAGGGAAGCAGCGAAGACUCAUGCAUGCUAGGGAUUAAUAAGGGGAAACCUAAGGGCGGAUGGUAGAAGUCCGUCUGCCGCAUCAGACAGCGGAAUGCGUGAGGCAGGCAGCGGACUACGCCAAUAUUAGGAGAACCGGUAGGCGCCAUGCUGCAAUAGAAAGGCUGUCUCUGGUCGGAAUCCUCUUUCCUGUAACAAAUGAGUCCAAA